Molecule: messenger RNA, 1143 nt
Organism: Colletotrichum truncatum
Lineage: Eukaryota; Fungi; Ascomycota; Sordariomycetes; Glomerellales; Glomerellaceae
Molecular function (GO): carbon-oxygen lyase activity, acting on phosphates
Source: RefSeq, a predicted model, not a curated record
AUGGCCGUUACGACAGAUGGGAGUCUCGGCGUCUACGAUGCAGCCACCUUACCGGCAUCUUCCUGGCUCAGAACGCUCCGCUCCUUAUGGGGGCUGGCCUCCCCCAUCAUCAGUCCCCAGUUCGAUGAUGACCUGUCACAAGAUCCCAAGAAGCUGGCAUCUGCUGUCCAGCCAAUUUGCGCACAGAUGCUUGGACAGUUGAACUACCCUGGAGCACCGCAAUUGAAGGCAGAGGCCGUCGAGGCUCUGCUGGAGUAUAUGUACCGGAGGGCAGUUGAGAUGGACGUACCUCUUGACACCCCCAUCUCCGCAAAAGGGUUCCGUUUGGGCUAUGCCGAAGGACUGAUUAGGCAGCUUGCCCAUCCCCGCCAUCCAACCAAAGCCCAAGGGUAUGUCGGCCUCUUCACUUGGCUCGUCGUACAGUACGAUGAUAUUGUAGGGCAGAACGACCAGAUGGUGGAAGAAGCCAUGGUCUUCCAUCGACGCUUCUUCAAUGGCGAGCGUCAAAAGAAUAGCCUCCUCGAAGGCAUCGCGACUCUCCUGCGAGAAGCGCAUGAUCUGUUUGACCCUGUCAUGGCAAACCUUCUGCAGCUCUCAGUUCUUAAGUUUCUAACCAGUAAUCUACUGGAGCGGCACAAUGGUUUCCAAAGCUUGGAGGUCACGCGGUCUGGCGAAAAGUUCCCUGAUUUUUACAGAGACAUGUCGGGAAUGAAUGUGGCCUACGCCGUAUUCUGCUAUCCUAAAGAGCAGUAUCCAGACGUUUCACAAUUUCUGGAGGCUGUUCCGGACAUGGCUAGGUUUAUUGAUAUCUCAAAUGACGUCCUCUCCUUCUACAAAGAGGAACUAGGUGGUGACAAGCGCAAUUAUAUUCACAACCGCGCUCUGGCCACGGGAAAGCCAGUGCUCCGCAUUGUUGAGGAGGUGAAUAUGGAGACCAUAGAGUCUGCCAAGCGGGUCGAGGCGAUUUUGCGUGGACGAGGCAUCUAUGAAGACUCCUGGAAUGAAAGUGUUCGCGGCUACAUGGCCAUGCACACAACAAAUGUAAGAUACAAAUUGGAGGACCUGGGCUUGGGCGAGGAACAUCCCCUUGCUCCAUUUGAGCACAGGAUCGGCGAGCUUUUUGAUCGCAUGAAGGCACAUUGA